AUGAAUUCUCCUAUUCUGUCAUUGGUAUCAUUCCUUUUAGUUUUCAUCCUAUUCAAUCAACAACAAGUAAUAGUAGAUGGAGAGAUAAUAAAUACUGUUAAAUAUAUACAAUACUACAAUGGUCCAUACUUUAAUCCUACUUUGAUGACUGGAUGUCUCAUGCGAUUCUCUGUCUAUGUCUUGCUAGACAAUGACACUUAUGUUCAAACCAUCAACCAUCUUGCAUCACCACAAGUAAAUUUUACCGAUGUCGAGGAUCGCGGAUCCUUUGUUAUCGAUGGCUACAACUAUCAGCAAAGCUGGGCAGUCUACAAUUCCUUUUACCAGUUGGAGUUUUCUCCAAAACAAAUCAAAACAACCACCAUCCAAUUAUCAAUCAAAGAUGUCAAUGGUACUUUGGUAAAAGAUAUAAGUGGAAGUUUACCUUCUACUCCAAAUACCAUUUCUACAUGGACUGGAGUAUAUAAUCCACAGACUACAGGACAACCAUCUGGACUACCACUACCAGUUAUGUUGAGCUUAACAAAUAUCAAUGUGUCCUCUUUGGUCUACGCCAAUUCACAAACUGGUAGCAUCUCUUCACGUCUUGGAUUUAUACCAAUCUCACAAAACUAUAAUUCCACUGCUUUCAAUGCCAUUGCCGUCCAACAAAUCAUUGCCGACACGACCUAUUCCAUCAACACGUUUUUGUACGACCAGUCUAGCCCGUCGUCUCAAAACGCUGCAUUCAGUUACCAACAAUUACGACCAGUGGUUCAAGAUAAAACAAACUACACAACGCAAUAUGAUAUUAGAACAUUUAAUUUCCAAAAUUAUUCGUUCCAAGUAUCAAGUAUGAGUGGAUACCUUCAAAUACCUAUUACCUUGCCUAUUCCAUCCUAUCCCUUUGGGUAUAAAUCUGGUGCUGCCAAUAAUUAUGUAUUGGAAUGGUUUAGAUUACAGCAUACUUAUAAUACUUCCAAGACCUUUGUCCCUGAAUCAAACAAAGUUUCAAUGGCUCCUUUUAUUGUAGAUUUUAGUGUCUAUAAUGUAAGAUCGUAUUGGAAUGCCUAUGAUAGAUUAUCGUGGAUCUGGGAAAUCGAUGUCUUUGGAGUAUCGCCAGGAGUAAUCUAUUCCUUUGAAAUACCAGAAUUUAAUGUCAAAUUGUAUCCAUUGGAUAAUUAUAGGGAUACAGGAUAUUUAUUUGAGUUCCAUAUGGCAGUUUCGCUCUCUCGUUUAGAAACUGGCUCCUACACUAUCAUUGUUUGUGAUUUCCAAUCCAAUUGUAGAACAUACUACUCUGGAGAUCAUGUUGUAAAUUUUUAUAAUACCGAACAAAACUAUCUAUGGGAUAUCUUUGACAAGAGUUUAAUAGGUUCCUAUUCGAGUGUAAAUUCAAUUACCAAUUUGGUCUUUACCAAUCGUAAAUAUGAUGUGUCUCAACAAUCUCAAACUGCGACUGUCUAUGUUUAUGAAUCCAGCAACAGAGAAUAUUUUGAUUCAUCGUGUCCUCCAAUCCUUGAACUCUUCCCAACAAACAGUGAUGUCCAUAAACUCAAGAAAAUGACAUACCUAGGUUACUAUGAUGCUUCACUUCAGUUGUUUGUUGUUAAUUUCACCAUCCCUCAAGGAAUGUUACCUGGUAUUCUGGAUUAUAAAAUUUAUCAAUGUGGUACUGUUUUAUUUUCAAAUAUUCAAAAAACACUUUACCCAACUUUAUCAAAUUAUACUUUGGAAAUCAUCUCAUCUGGUAUUACAUUAGGACCAUUGGUAUCUGAUUUAUUAUUUACUAAAACAAAUAAUACACAUAUCAAUGUAACGUUUGUAAUUGAUAGCUCAUAUGGUCUGUCAUGGUUGGAAUGUAAUAUUACAAGUCAUAUUGAUCCAUUACCAUACACACUACGAUUAGAUGUUGAGGGAGGUGUAAACAAGCCGAUCGUUCCCGGAGGAAAAUCAUAUAUGGCAUGGCUCAUAGUAGAUCCAUCUUCAAAGGCACAAACCUUUAGAAUCGAAAGUAUCAUUGCCAUGGAUAGAGCUUGGAACCAUGUCGAUUCUAGUCUUCCAAACAACUAUCCCCAUCCACUCGUCAAGGUAUCCAAUAAGAACUCUUUUGCCUACAUCCCAUCCUCUCCCAUCACAACCUCGCCAACCCCGGUCAACAUUACCAACUUUAGGGCAGUAUUACCUUCUAGCAGCCAAUCACCCGAUAGAAGAUGCAACAUUACCUUUACAGUGAAUAAUAAUAACUCCAAACUGUUCAACCGUCAUCUUCCAGUGGUUUAUUUUGAUGAUGGUUUCGCUAUUGUCAACAGUGAUCCAUGUACUCUAAAUGUAGUUGGAUCGUUAAACAACUAUACUUGCACGCUCAACAUGCCAUUCAAUUAUGGUCAAUUAAAUAGAACAAUAUUAGUUUCCAUCUAUGGGUUCAUGGACUUGGAUUAUAAUUUCUAUGGCUUUACGACCGAUGAUUUAUUCUACAUGUUUGGAAUAAAAUCGAUCUACACCCUCUCCUAUCCCUCCUCGAAUGCAAAACCAACCUUUUUGUCUGGAUGUACCCCACCCAUUACAAGAGACGGAGGUUACUGCAUGCUUAAUGGAUACAAUAUAGAUGCCAACAUGGAUUUAUAUUGUAGCACCAACCUAAACGAAAAGUUUGAGUUGUAUGUCGAUUAUACAAUUUCGAGACAAGCAAUUACCGUUUUCAUUGACCCAUUCAAGGGAGACUCUCUAAACUGCUUUGGUGUAAGACCUUUAUCUUUAUACACUACCAACAACUUUACCAUUGUUCCCGUAGGUGUAAAGCCAUUUGUUCCUCCACCUCUUCCUCUUGCAUGUGGUAAUGACACUACUAUCCCCGGUGCAGUCCUUUGUUCGGGACAUGGAACAUGUAUCGAGGCUGUUGGAUGUAGAUGUCUUGGAAAGUACUCUGGUCAAUACUGCAACUCUACCAUCAUCGAUGGAGUUGAUAAUAUCUCUAAUUUCUCAAACCCAAGCACCGAUAUUAUCAAGGGAGCCGAUUCGUUGGCCAGUAUUUCAUUACUUGGUCUCAGAGAACUAGCCUUGGAUGGUACAACCGUCAGAGAUAUCACACUUUCCAAUUGGACAUACAGCAACUCGACCAAUAAUGAAACACUUCGAAUUACUCACUCCUAUUCGGCCAAUGUCGACGGUCACGAGAAUGCAUUGGUUACAGUAUCAAUUGCAUGGUUCCAAAAGAGUGAGAAUAUUUCAUUUGCCUCUCAAAUACUGUUUAUGACACCUUACACUGCAAAGUUCUCAGUCAUGGUCACCGAAUUUCCAUUCCAAAACACUCUAAACACCCUUCAAGUAUUGUUCUCAUCAGUCAUUCGUGGUAACACAUCCCUAGGUGUCGGAUGCUCUGAUGGAGGUGGAAUUGAAAAGCCAACAGAUUUUGAUCAAUAUCUUUCUUUAGAUUUAAAUGAACAAAGUUUAUUAUCGCGGUUCCAGCCAUAUGGAAUUGUUGACCAAAGAAUUAUAUUAAUCAAAAAUGAAUUAUUAUCAUUUGAUAUCAACGCUGAUAAUAUUACUGCAAUUGUAGCUUUGAAUGUUCCACAUUUUACAACUGUCACCAGUCUGGACCCAGAUUUUUCUUUAUUGCUCAAUAGUAAAACUGGAAAUGGAAAUGGUUGUGAAUCAGAUAGUUCAAAUACCAGUAUGUCAAUUAAAACAAUCGUAAUUAUAGUGGUAGCUACAGCUGCAGGAGUCAGUAUUGCUAUCGCCUCUGCCAUUUUGAUCAAGACCAAGAUUUUAAAGAAACGUGACGCUAAACAAGUAUCAUCAAAGCUUAACAAAAUAGCUGCCAAACACAAUGCAUAA
Molecule: messenger RNA, 3816 nt
Organism: Cavenderia fasciculata
Lineage: Eukaryota; Evosea; Eumycetozoa; Acytosteliales; Cavenderiaceae
Product: EGF-like domain-containing protein
Exons: 8
Coding region: 1-3816 (1271 amino acids)
Biological process (GO): sexual reproduction
Source: RefSeq, a predicted model, not a curated record